AUGAACAAGAAAUACGCAUAUGUUCCGUUCUGCGCGGAUUUCGGCCCAAUGAACAUAGCUGCAGUGCACCACUACUGCAAGGUCUUCAAAGAUCACCUUUUGAGCAAAACGCUUUCGGGUAAGAAGAUCGUUUUUGCGGUUCCGGAUGCUCCUGGAGACAUCACCAAUGCCGUCUUCAUGCUUGGUUCCUUCCUCUGUCUUCACCUGAACGCUCGCCCCGACGUGGCCAUGCAGGUCUUCUCGGAGAUCAGCCAGAGACACCUGCGUCCAUAUCGCGAUGCAACUUGGACAAAGAGCACACACGACCUGUCUGUGAAGGACUGCUGGGAUGGGUUACUACGUGCGCGCAAGUGCGGCUUCUACAAGUUCUCAAGUUUCGACUCCGAGGAAUAUCUUUUUUACGACAACCCUCGCAAUGGCGAUCUGCACUUUAUUGUUCCGGACAAGUUCAUUGCUUUCAAAGGUCCUGUGUCUAAUUCUUGUAGGAACAGCUUAGCUCAUAGUCCUGAGGACUUUCUUGAUUUGUUUGCUGCCUUGGGAGUUGAAAAGAUUGUCAGACUCAACGAAGCUGAGUACGAUGCAAAGACCUUCGCUGACGCUGGAUUCCAACAUGUUGAUCUCAUUUUCAAUGAUUGUACAGUUCCUUCUCGCGAGAUUGUUCAUCGCUUCUUGUUGGAGUGCGAGGAAUCCAAGAAUGCGGUGGCUGUGCACUGCUUGGCAGGACUGGGCAGGACAGGGACGCUCAUAGCCUUGUACCUAAUGAAACAUUUUUUGUUCACUGCGAAGGAGGCGAUCGCAUGGCUGAGAGUGUGCAGGCCAGGUAGUGUGAUUGGAAUUCAACAACACUUCCUGCACGAGCAAGAGGCGAGGAUGCACCGACUGGGAAAGGGAAACGCAGGUGUAAUGUACAUAUGA
Guillardia theta CCMP2712 is the source of this 915-nucleotide messenger RNA. RefSeq lists its product as hypothetical. Lineage: Eukaryota; Cryptophyceae; Pyrenomonadales; Geminigeraceae. The record is from RefSeq and is a predicted model, not a curated record. Gene Ontology annotation, molecular function: protein tyrosine/serine/threonine phosphatase activity. The transcript has 2 exons. Gene Ontology annotation, biological process: positive regulation of cytokinesis; protein dephosphorylation; microtubule cytoskeleton organization. The coding region runs from base 1 to 915 and encodes 304 amino acids.